Pelmatolapia mariae (spotted tilapia) is the source of this 912-nucleotide messenger RNA. RefSeq lists its product as uncharacterized. The record is from RefSeq and is a predicted model, not a curated record. The coding region runs from base 1 to 912 and encodes 303 amino acids. The transcript has 10 exons. NCBI's taxonomy places the organism in Eukaryota, Metazoa, Chordata, Actinopteri, Cichliformes, Cichlidae.
AUGGACCAGACUUAUGACAACAGAAACGGUGGAUAUCCUCAGCCCCCUCCGUACAGCCCCAGGGACCAUGGACAGAGUUCGUAUACUGGGAUGAGCUAUGACGUGGAGAAAGGCAGCGUUGCAGUGGUCUCCCCUCCUGGCACCUAUGAUAACAUGGUCCAUCCUGUGGGCCCAGGAGCAGGUGGAGACAACCAGCAAUGUGAUCAAUCUCCACCCGUGUACUCUCCCGGCUUAGAGGAUAGUGCCUUCAGUGAUGCUGCCAUACGGAGAGGUUUUAUAAGGAAAGUCUACUUGACCUUGAUGAUUCAGCUGCUAGUGACUGUGGGGAUCAUCUGCGCUUUUCUUUACUGGGACACACUCAGGAAAUGGGCAUGGAACAACUACUGGUUCACCUACACCAUGAUGGUGGUGGUACUAGUCCUCAUUGUGGCCCUGUCAUGCUGUGACAGUCUCCGUCGUCGAGUCCCCCUCAAUUUUAUUGCCCUGGGCCUGUUUACUGUUGCAGAGGGCCUGAUGCUUGCAUCUGUGGCGGCGUAUUUUGAUGCUGAAGCAGUCAUGUGGGCUGUUGGGGCAACAGCAUUUGUGUCCCUGUCCCUGAGCCUGUUCGCCAUGCAGUCAAAGUGGGACUUCACCACAGCAAGUGGGUGCCUGUGGGUGCUUAUCUGGACCCUCUUUUCAUUUGCCCUCCUCUGUGCAAUCCUCCGAUCACAGUAUGUUUACAUCGUAUAUGCCUGCCUGGGAACCCUGCUGUUUUCUUUAUACUUGGUGUUUGACACUCAGAUGAUCCUGGGUGGAAAACACAGGAAGUAUCAAGUCUCUCCCGAGGAGUACAUCUUUGCUGCGCUCAACCUCUAUUUGGACGUCGUCACCCUGUUCCUCUUCUUGCUACAGCUCAUCGGCCUCUGCCGCUGA